This is a messenger RNA of Mizuhopecten yessoensis (Yesso scallop), 711 nucleotides long. RefSeq names its product deoxynucleoside triphosphate triphosphohydrolase SAMHD1-like. Gene Ontology annotation, molecular function: dGTPase activity. Gene Ontology annotation, biological process: regulation of innate immune response; defense response to virus; dGTP catabolic process. The record is from RefSeq and is a predicted model, not a curated record. The transcript is spliced from 7 exons. Lineage: Eukaryota; Metazoa; Mollusca; Bivalvia; Pectinida; Pectinidae. Bases 1 to 708 code for a protein of 235 amino acids. Gene Ontology annotation, cellular component: nucleus.
AUGGUCUACAGUGGUGAAAGGGCCGGGUUAACCAGACUGCAGAAGAUCCAACUUGUCCGCUAUAGGCUACGAUUUAUCAAGCAGCUUGGGGCUUGUUACUUAGUUUAUCCAGGGGCUUCGCACAACAGAUUCGAGCAUAGCCUAGGAGUAUGUCAUUUGGCAGGAGAACUGGUUCGGGCCAUCAAAAACAGACAACCACAGCUCCAUGUCUCCAGCAAAGACAUUCUAUGUGUGGAGAUCGCUGGACUAUGCCAUGACCUCGGCCAUGGUCCAUUUUCUCACCUGUUUGACAGGAAGUUCAUCCCACAGGCCAAUCCUGGCGUCAAUUGGGAGCAUGAGGAGGCCUCUGUGGACAUGUUUGAUCACCUGGUGAAAAAGAAUGGACUGGAUACAGAAUUUGAUAAGUAUGGCCUCACAGGUACGGAUCUUAUCUUCAUCAAGGAGCAAAUAAAAGGACCGUCCGAAGAGAACUGGCGAUUUGAAGGACGUGACAAAAGCAAAGGCUUUUUGUAUGAGGUUGUUGCGAACAAACGGAAUGGUAUUGAUGCGGACAAGUGGGAUUACUUUGCCAGGGACUGCCACAACCUUGGCAUCCGAAACAAUUUUGAUCACCUGAGAUUUAUCAAGUUUGCUAGAGUCUUGGAGGUUGAUAGUGAACUUCAAAUCUGUUCAAGGGACAAGGUAGGUGACUUGUGCUAUUUUCUUUGAUCA